CGCGCACUCGCUGUGCAGUGUUGGUUGCUAAGGAACCAUAUAAAGCAGGUAAUGCAUCAUGUCAGCUGUAGCAUGCUAGCAUUCAAGAUACUGCGUGUCUAAGCUAGCAGCCAUUUCAUUCAGAAGCGUAUAUUUCAUUAGCCGUUACUAAUGAUGGCAACCACCGACUUGCCUCCAGUCAGUUGACAUAAAAUAAAAAACGACAGUAAUUUUUUUUUUUACAUACAAGCAUAUUCUAUUAUCGGCUAGCAAUCGGCUAAUGACAAUGUCUCAUGGGCUGCAUCGUGUGACGAAGUUAGCUUUGUCAUUUUCUUUAUCUAGCUAACGUCGUUAUGGGAUUUAUUGAUAAUAUCAAUAAUCGGGUUACAUCUGCGUUACAGCUGGUGUCACUAUAAAAUAAAUUCUAGCACUCGAACAGAAUGUGGAUCUGUUUUAAACGGACACACUACGCAAUUGCACACAAAUAAUUACUGUUGCACGUUAUACGAUAUAGAACAUUAUCUCCCGUAGUAUUUUAUGUUUGUAAUAUUUCACUUAGUAAUUUUGUAUAAGCGUUUUCUACAGAUAUGGUCUGGUGCUUUGCUUCAUUUAUAAGAGGUGGUUUAAAAUGAGAUGAUUGUCAACAGCACGCAUUUGCUCCCAUUCAAGGCCGUUUCUUCAAGAUUAGUUUUGGAUUUACCUUUUGGUGGUUUGUCUGUGGCUUGUGGAACUAGGCUAUCAAGUGUAGCAUCGAGUUCCUUUCAUGAAGACCAAGGCCCAGGAGGCCACAUUUCAUGCCAACAGUGCAGCAGCAAAAGUCUCACCAGGCCUUUCUCAUAGAUCUAUUCAAUUGGUUUAAUAAUGUCUAAGGUAGUGCGAAGUGUUAAAUUUGGCCCAGUUUGUUACCAGUUUGUUACGACUGAGAUUGGUCUAUGCACCACAUGAACUUUAGUCUUUGCACUUUUAAACACUAGUGCACAUGCUGUGUUUUAAUACAGCUUGCCUUUUUUAGUUUCAGUUUAAGAAGCUAGGAUUUGUUUCUAUUCAAUUAUUUGCAGAGAUUGCUCAUGUUAGUGAGCCAAAGAUAACUGUUAAACAAUAAUUUAGUUUUAUUCUCAGAUAUUCAACCAAAAGCUGUUUUUUCUCUUGUUUACAGAGAAAGUAUCUCAAGAAUGUGUCCCAAAAUCGGAUUCACAAAUUGUUUUGUGGCCUACUACCUUCUGGAAAGACCACAUCAUCUUUUCUUCAGAAACAAGUCCAUUGGACCUGUUCACUGUUUCUUUGUCUCCUCUCCUUCACAAAAAAUACUAUUGACAUACUUCCAACCCCUGUCCCAUUCAUUUUUUUCACACACUUCCCCCAUCCUCUCCCUCUUAGUUUGUCCCUCCCCCCUGCCAUUCUCUGCUCUACUCACAAGUCUUGAAGUCAUUGGAGUUUAUUGGACCCAACUAACAUUACUGGCCUUGUAUUACCCCACAGGUUUAUGCUCGGUACCCAAUGGGCUCUGUAAUGUCACAUUUUUGUUGUUCCCUUUUUAAAAUCUAUACAUGUGAUGGAAUGUGGAGUGCUUCUUUGUUCUCCUUUAUGGCCAUGUGUCUCUGUCUUUUUGAAUAUGAACUUCUGCCUUUCAUGUUGGAUUGAGACCACACGUAGAACCUGAUUAGUUUCUCUAAAUAUACUCUGAGCAUUUAAACAUUAUGCAUAUUUUGUAUUUCAGAGUCUGUAGGCUUGAUUGAUCUGUGUAAUGGGUUUAUAUGAUACAGCUUAAUCCAGUUGCAUUUUGCUUAACCAGUUCUAGUUAAUCAUUGACUAUAUGAUUCUAAUCUGUUCCCAUGUGUCGUUUAGGUGGUGUAAAGAUGAUGGCACUGUAAGGAGCCUGGUCAGUCAGGCUGGUCAAGGUGUGUGUGUGUGUGGGGGGGGGGGGGGUUAUGCCACAAUCCUGACUAGCUAGAGGUUCCCCCAGCCUUUGUGUAAACAUGGUUACACUCAUCACCGAGCAGCUCCGCAAGCAGAGUUUAGAGGAGCCUUAUCAGACUUUCUCCUUCAACAAUGAUUCACUACCUGCAGUGGGCUCCAGUCCCACCACCUCGUGGGGUGCUUGUAAAACAAAACCGGAGACGAGCUCUGCUACACACUUAUCGUCCAAGGUGUAUGCUUUGGCUGAUGCUUGUGAACCAGACUCCCUAUGGCCUCGCUCUUGCUUCGGAGAGCCCCUCCAGAGACCUGAGGUAGCCUUCGCCGACAAGGCUUUCCAAAGUUCACCCCCACCUCCUCCAAAACGCCACUGCCGGUCCCUCUCGGUUCCAGAGGAUCUGUCCCAGUGCCGCUCCUCCUGGCACCCGAGUGCAUCAAAAGUUUGGACUCCGGUCAAACGUGGCUGCCACAGUAGAGGAGCAUCCAGUUCGGGGUCUGGAGCGAGUUCUUUGCCCCUUUGUGGUCCCAGUUCUUCUUUCACUUCCUCUUCUUUACACUCAUCAUCUAGCCCCAACUUCUUUAGUUUAGCACUGUCUUCAGACUCCGCUUUGUCGUGGGGCUUCCCAUGGGACCCCUGUGACACACUCAAAGGAGCUUGCACUUCCUCCUUUGCGACUCCUUCCUCUUGCUCAUCUUCACCGGCCCCUCUAGUUUCUCACUCGGUCUUGCAGCGACGCUUCUCCCUUUCUCCCGUACACAUUCACAAUCCCUCCGUGGCAUCCUUGCGUCCGCAGCGCUCACCUACAUCAGCUGCCACAUAUGGCCUUUCUGGCUUGGAGCAUCCAGCUUUGUCUCCAUCUCCCACAUCUGCCUGCAGUACACCAUCAUCCUCUAGACGUGACCUGCCCCCUGCACUGCCACGAUGCCACUCGCAGCCCUGUGACUUGCGCAAACCACGCCUGAAGAGGCGCCAUGACCCAGAUGUCCUGCCCUGCCCCAGGCCAGGGCUGGACUUCAGCAAAAUGACACAGAUUAAUUAUGAGAGCCUGUUCUGCAGAGCUGGUGAUGUCAUGCUGCCCGUGUCAUCACACUCAGAGCAGCGUUUGAGCGUCUCCUCUGCUGAAAUCCUGGGACGAACCAGCAUUGUCCCUCUAAGUGAAAGUGAAGAAGAGGAGGAUGAAGAAGUGGAGCAAAGAAAAAGAACUGUGUUGGAAGCUGGGAAAAACAUAUUUGAAAGGGACUGUACAGAUCUGGACUUGAGCCUUAUAGAAGAAAACUGACUGCUCUUCGGUGCUUACCGUGUGAUUACUGCAUUUCUAACCCUGUAAAGCACACCUGUGGGCUUUGCGCAGAGCCCUCGGGAACAAUCUGCCCUCAUCUGGCACAAGUCCAGGGUUUAUCAUAAGAGCCCAGCAAGUAGAAGCUCAUUUCUAGUUGCAUUGCUGUGAUUGUAACACCAAGUAGCUCACAAGUCAACAAAAUGAUCAGUGCCUGCCUGCCUUUUCCGCGUCCCCAUAGGGAGAUGUGCACGAGCAAAUAAGCAAGCUUUCAUGUGCACAGAUUUUAAAUCAUUUUAUACUAAGUCUUAAGUGGAACUAUCCUACACUUGCCUCUCAGUAGUCUUGCAUAUCGAACAAAACAUGAAAGUGAGCAUUUACUGAGACAUGCUUUGUGCUUACAUGAUACAUGCAAAUAUUCCAUGUUUCACUCUCCAGUGAGAGGCUGCAGUAGGCUGCUGUCGGAUCCUGAUCUCUUCAUCUAAAACUGAAUGAGAACUCUUUAAACCUAGCUUGAUGUGGAGUCAAACACUGAAGUAGCCUAAAAUCUGUAGGUUCUCUCCAGUACACCAAACACAAUACAUUCCAGGAUAAGCCGUAACCCCCGUAGAUACAUAAACACGCAGCCUGUUUGUGUGGAUCAACUCUGUUGUCAGAGGGAAGUUGUGGUUGUAACUGCUAAACUUGUAUUUUCUUUUGUCUGCGUGGAACUUCUGUCCUUGUUUUGACGUCAACACACAUUGGCCACAUUAAUACUGAUGAUACUGUUAACGUACCACGCCUUAAGCCUCGGUGCUCUGGUUAUUUCCCAGCCAGACACUUUUGUAGUCUUCGUUUGCACUGAUUCAGAUAGGUUUGAAUGCGUGGAACGAUGCACUGGAACAGAUGAUUGAAUAGCUGAAUCUGGGCUGCAGCUGGACUCUCUGGCACACCAUAACACAAUGUACAGCGAUGAGAGUGAGCGCACAUGUCCAGCCAGUACUGUGUGUGUGUGUGUGUGUGUGUGUGUGUGUGUGUGUGUGUGUGUGUGUGUGUGUGUGUGUGUGUGUGUGUGUGUGUGUGUGUGUGUGUGUGUGUGUGUGUGUGUGUGUGUGUGUGUGUGUGUGUGUGUGUGUGUGUGUGUGUGUGUGUGUGUGUGUGUGUGUGUGUGUGUGUGUGUGUGUGUGUGUGUGUGUGUGUGUGUGUGUGUGUGUGUGUGUGUGUGUGUGUGGUGAUGCAGAUGACCUGGUGGCCUUUCAGAAAAGAUUUUUGUGUUUUACAGAUGGAAGUAUACUUGUUGCACAAUUUAUGUAUGAAUAAAACUUAAUAGAGAUUG
Messenger RNA from Nothobranchius furzeri (turquoise killifish), 4485 nucleotides. RefSeq names its product family with sequence similarity 53 member C. The record is from RefSeq and is a predicted model, not a curated record. Gene Ontology annotation, cellular component: nucleus. Gene Ontology annotation, biological process: protein import into nucleus. Lineage: Eukaryota; Metazoa; Chordata; Actinopteri; Cyprinodontiformes; Nothobranchiidae.